Molecule: messenger RNA, 279 nt
Organism: Penicillium maclennaniae
Lineage: Eukaryota; Fungi; Ascomycota; Eurotiomycetes; Eurotiales; Aspergillaceae
Exons: 1
Coding region: 1-279 (92 amino acids)
Source: RefSeq, a predicted model, not a curated record
AUGGACAACGCGUUGCAAAACCAGUUGCCAAAACCACCUAAAAUUGUACGCAAAUCUAAGCGACGUGUAGGCCUAUAUGGGCCAUUAACAACUGCUGAUGCUGUUCGCAAGGUUGCGGACAAUAUUGCAAAAUUGCCUAAGCGUACUGAGGAAGAUGAAGAAGAUGAAGCAAGCUCGGAGGGCCCAGAGGCCCUAGAUACACCUGUUCCGGCCGAAAGAAGGCCUACAUACACUAUUCCUAAUGGCGAGGAAGUAUUUGUAACCUAUCCAAAACGUUAA